AUGGAAUCUAGCAACGACGAGCUAGAAAUAGUGCUUUCCAACGUCGAAACUCCUCUGUUUCUCCGCCUUCGUAAGGCUACGAUGAUCGAGUCGAAGCUUCUCUUCAAUCUUGCUGCGCCUGCCGUAAUCGUCUACAUGAUAAACUACUUCAUGUCCAUUUCCACUGAAAUCUUCUCCGGUCACCUUGGAAACCUAGAACUCGUGGUCGCUUCUCUCGGUAACACCGGAAUACAAGGAUUCGCCUACGGUCUCAUGCUAGGAAUGGGGAGUGCGGUGAAGACACUGUGUGGACAAGCGUACGGAGGUCGAAAAUACGAGAUGCUCGGUGUUUAUCUCCAAAGAUCCACCGUGUUGCUUAGUCUCACCGGCGUUCUACUCACCUUAAUCUACGUUUUCUCCAAACAGAUCUUGCUUUUCCUCGGAGAAUCACCAGAGAUUGCUUCCGCAGCUUCUCUGUUCGUUUACGGUCUAAUCCCAAAAAUCUUCGCCUACUCAAUGAAUUUCCCGAUACAGAAGUUCCUUCAAUCGCAAAGCAUUGUAACUCCGAGCGCAUACAUUUCAGCGUCCACUCUUUCCCUCCACCUUCUCUUAACCUGGCUUGCUGUUUACAAGCUCGAAAUGGAGCUACUCGGAGCUUCGCUAGUGCUCAGCUUAUGGUGGUGGAUUAUCGUGGUGGCUCAGUUCGUUUACAUCGUGACAAGUGAUCGGUGUCGUGAGACGUGGAAGGGGUUUAGUGUACAUGCUUUCUCAGGUUUAUGUAGUUCCUUUAAACUCUCCGCCGCCUCCGCCGUGAUGCUCUGUCUUCAGACUUGGUAUUUUCAGAUUCUCGUUCUACUCGCCGGACUUCUUGAAAACCAGGAACUUGCUCUUGAUUCCCUCUCCAUUUGCAUGACGAUUUCAAGUUGGGUAUUAAUGAUAUCAGUUGGGUUCAAUGCAGCGAUAAGUGUAAGAGUAAGCAAUGAAAUUGGAGCUGGAAACCCUAAUUCAGCAGCGUUUUCGGUAAUCAUCGUCAAUAUUUAUUCGUUAGUCAUAAGUGUGAUCUUAGCCUUUGUUAUAAUGGUAUUCCGUGAUGUUUUGAGCUAUGCGUUCACUGAGGGUGAAAAAGUCUCGGCCGCGGUUUCUGACCUCUGUCCACUUCUUGCUAUAACGGUUGUCCUCAAUGGAAUCCAACCUGUCCUCUCCGGUGUGGCGGUUAGAUGCGGUUGGCAAACGUUUGUGGCAAAAGGUAUUUGGAUGGGAAUGAUAGGUGGUACGCUUAUACAAACAAUUAUUUUGGCGUGGGUCACGUUUAAAACAGACUGGAAAAAAGAGGUAGGGGCAAAACAAAUUUCCUCUAAGUAUCUAAAAAAAUGCAAUAUCAAAUUCGAUCUAAAAACUCCAAUCUAA
Arabis nemorensis is the source of this 1386-nucleotide messenger RNA. NCBI's taxonomy places the organism in Eukaryota, Viridiplantae, Streptophyta, Magnoliopsida, Brassicales, Brassicaceae. The record is from the annotation of a GenBank genome assembly.